GUGUCACUUUCGAACAACUACAUCAAUCGACUCUAUCACUACCUACCGAGCACAAUGACUUCCGCGACGACAAUUACGAUACUGGACCAACCCGCCUCAUUGAAGCUCACGGCAAAUGAGUGGGCUAGUCUAAUUCGGAAUCAGCUGGAUCUGAUAGACUUAGACGGAGGACCCCAUCAGCAUGUGGAAAUACCCAUGUCCGCCACUAUCGAUGAGAAAAUCAUGGAAGCGCCCCGCCGGCGUGCCGCAAAUCGCGAUGCUGCUGCCCUUGCCAGAGAGGUUUCUCAGAUCUUAUACCCAUCCAAAGAAGAUCCAUUGGGCGCAUUAAUUCGAUAUGAAAAGGACAUCACUUUGCUCAGGCGCUUGGUUCUCACACAGCGCAAGCGAGUGAUCAGUGACGCCAUUGCUCGCAAAGAACUCUACGACUGGGGCAAGCGCAUGAUCAAACAGGGCCCUUGGGACCCUGAGAUGGAUCCUUGGUCGUUGAAUGGUGCCCCGUCCCUGCCUAUGCCUGUCAAAAUUGCAGACCAGACUACCCUGGAACCUUUUUUUGAGCAUCUUUCCCUUGGGGGGACCGAGGAGAAAGACUCAACCGUGCGGGCUAAACAUGAGGCCCUGGAAAUUGAAGAGCCAUACUACAACGUUAAAUCCCUAGAGUUUGAGAAAGGGGUGGUUUAUUCCGAUCGUCGUAUGGAUCUGUGCAAAAUGGUUCUUGGACCAACCCACAUCAAUCGUCUCAUUGACAGCUUGAAGACUAAUACAUUUGUAACCCAUUUCUUAUUGGGAAAUAAUAUCAUUGGUCCUCAAGGAGCACGCGCUAUCGCAGACUUCUGCAAGGAGUUUCCCGAUCGCAUGGAUACGUGGUAUCUUGCUGGGAAUUGCAUCGACACCGCCGGCUUUAAGUUGUUAGUUGAUGAGUGGACAAAGUCAACCUCGGUCACGAACAUAUGGCUCAAGCGAAAUCCGCUAUUGUCUGCUGCCGCAGACGAUGUAUUCAGACUGGUCACACAAACACCAAAUCUACGGACCUUGGAUCUCGAUCAAACCGAACUUGGUGAUGCUGGCAUUGCCGAGGUGUUCUCAAAACUUGCAGAGCAUGCCACCGAUAAACGGCUGCCUUUGCGACAUCUAUACAUCAACGCAGUGGGCGUCAGUGUCACUGCUGCCUCUGCUAUAGCUACAUUCCUCACUUCUCCCCAAUGUGCGUUGGAAUCUCUAUACAUGAGCAAUAAUCCUCUCGGCAACUCUGCAGCUAUUGCUCUCGCUUCCGGGUUGGAGAAAAAUAAAUCGCUCACGCGGUUGAUGAUUUCUUCGUGUGGUAUUAGCGAUGAUGGCGCAAUUGCCUUGUUCCAAGCGCUCACUGGUCAUCCCACCAUCUCUGUACUCGACCUGGGCCAACAAUACGGUACUCAAGAUCUUGACUCCAGGUACAAUUGGAUAACCGAUCGCUCCGCCCAGACACUUCAUGAUCUCGUCCUCUCCAGCCCACAGCUCUCCUACCUCAACCUCGACUUACAACCUCUCACCCACGUCGGCCUAAACAUAGUUCUGCUCGCAGUUCUUCAAUCUACAACUCUCCUCUGGUACGACGCCCGUACGAUUUGGCCACAAGAACGGCCUGCGAUUGCCAUUCGUGCCGGACAAGUACACAAAAAGAACCUGGCCCGCGUGCGUGAGCACCUCGCCGCUAACGUGAAACGUGUCUACGGCGGCAUUAGCUAUGACGAAUUUAGGGCCAAUCAGAAACGAUGGGUUGUUAGUGAUCAGACGGAUGUGCGAAAAAUCGACUCUGUGUAUCGGAAUCGUGAUGCGCAGAUGGCGCGGCGUGGGUUGAAGGUGUUGGACAAGUGGUGGGAGGAGGACGACGAAACAUUGCAGAAGGUUAUGGGUCGUGCGGUUGGGCCCGUGUGUUCUAUGAGAAAGGCUCGCGCUGCCGCUCGCGCAUGA
Molecule: messenger RNA, 1947 nt
Organism: Periconia digitata
Lineage: Eukaryota; Fungi; Ascomycota; Dothideomycetes; Pleosporales; Periconiaceae
Source: the annotation of a GenBank genome assembly